Molecule: messenger RNA, 3411 nt
Organism: Myotis davidii
Lineage: Eukaryota; Metazoa; Chordata; Mammalia; Chiroptera; Vespertilionidae
Gene: CUL5
Product: cullin 5
Exons: 18
Biological process (GO): protein ubiquitination; SCF-dependent proteasomal ubiquitin-dependent protein catabolic process
Cellular component (GO): SCF ubiquitin ligase complex; Cul5-RING ubiquitin ligase complex
Molecular function (GO): ubiquitin protein ligase binding
Source: RefSeq, a predicted model, not a curated record
UUCUUUUUAUCAAAGAAUAAAGGUUCUCUUCAGUUUGAAGACAAAUGGGAUUUCAUGCGUCCAAUUGUGUUGAAGCUUUUACGCCAAGAGUCUGUUACAAAACAGCAGUGGUUUGAUCUGUUUUCGGAUGUGCAUGCUGUCUGUCUCUGGGAUGAUAAAGGCCCAGCAAAAAUUCACCAGGCUUUAAAAGAAGAUAUUCUUGAGUUUAUUAAGCAAGCACAGGCACGAGUACUAAGCCAUCAAGAUGAUACAGCUUUGCUAAAAGCAUAUAUUGUUGAAUGGCGAAAGUUCUUUACACAAUGUGAUAUUUUACCAAAGCCUUUUUGUCAACUAGAGAUUACUUUAUUGGGUAAACAGGGCGGCAAUAAAAAAUCAAAUGUAGAAGACGGUAUUGUUCGAAAGCUCAUGCUUGAUACAUGGAAUGAGUCCAUCUUUUCAAAUAUAAAAAACAGACUCCAAGAUAGUGCAAUGAAGCUGGUACAUGCUGAACGAUUAGGAGAAGCUUUUGAUUCUCAGCUGGUCAUUGGAGUAAGAGAAUCCUAUGUUAACCUUUGUUCUAAUCCUGAGGAUAAGCUUCAAAUUUAUAGGGACAAUUUUGAGAAGGCGUACUUGGAUUCAACAGAGAGAUUUUAUAGAACACAGGCACCCUCAUAUUUACAACAAAAUGGUGUACAGAAUUAUAUGAAAUAUGCAGAUGCUAAAUUAAAAGAAGAAGAAAAACGAGCACUACGUUAUUUAGAAACAAGACGGGAAUGUAACUCUGUUGAAGCACUCAUGGAAUGCUGUGUAAAUGCCCUGGUGACGUCCUUUAAAGAAACUAUCUUAGCAGAGUGCCAAGGCAUGAUCAAGCGAAAUGAAACUGAAAAAUUACACUUAAUGUUUUCAUUGAUGGACAAAGUUCCUAAUGGGAUAGAGCCAAUGUUGAAAGACUUGGAGGAACAUAUCAUUAGUGCUGGCCUUGCAGAUAUGGUAGCAGCUGCUGAAACUAUUACUACUGACUCUGAGAAAUAUGUUGAGCAGUUACUUACACUGUUUAAUAGAUUUAGUAAACUCGUCAAAGAAGCUUUUCAAGAUGAUCCCCGAUUUCUUACUGCAAGAGAUAAGGCAUAUAAAGCAGUUGUUAAUGAUGCUACCAUAUUUAAACUUGAAUUACCUUUGAAGCAGAAAGGGGUAGGAUUAAAAACUCAACCUGAAUCAAAAUGCCCUGAGCUGCUUGCCAAUUACUGUGACAUGUUGCUAAGAAAAACACCAUUAAGCAAAAAAUUAACUUCUGAAGAAAUUGAAGCAAAGCUUAAAGAAGUGCUCUUGGUACUCAAAUACGUACAAAACAAAGAUGUUUUUAUGAGAUAUCACAAAGCUCAUUUGACACGACGUCUUAUAUUGGACAUCUCUGCUGAUAGUGAAAUUGAAGAGAAUAUGGUCGAGUGGCUAAGAGAGGUUGGUAUGCCAGCAGACUACGUAAACAAGCUUGCUAGAAUGUUUCAGGACAUAAAAGUAUCUGAAGAUUUGAAUCAAGCUUUUAAGGAAAUGCACAAAAAUAAUAAAUUGGCUUUGCCAGCUGAUUCAGUAAAUAUAAAAAUUUUGAAUGCCGGUGCUUGGUCAAGAAGCUCUGAGAAAGUCUUUGUCUCACUUCCUACUGAACUGGAGGAUUUGAUACCUGAAGUAGAAGAAUUCUAUAAAAAAAAUCAUAGUGGUAGAAAAUUACAUUGGCAUCAUCUCAUGUCAAAUGGAAUUAUAACAUUUAAGAAUGAAGUAGGUCAAUAUGAUUUGGAGGUAACAACGUUUCAGCUGGCUGUGUUGUUUGCAUGGAACCAAAGACCCAGAGAGAAAAUCAGCUUUGAAAAUCUAAAACUUGCAACUGAACUCCCUGAUGCUGAGCUUAGAAGGACUUUAUGGUCUUUAGUAGCUUUCCCAAAGCUCAAACGGCAAGUUUUAUUGUACGAACCUCAAGUCAACUCACCCAAAGACUUUACCGAAGGUACCCUCUUCUCAGUGAACCAGGAAUUCAGUUUAAUAAAAAAUGCAAAAGUACAGAAAAGGGGUAAAAUCAACUUGAUUGGACGCUUGCAGCUCACUACAGAAAGAAUGAGAGAAGAAGAGAAUGAAGGAAUAGUUCAACUACGAAUACUAAGAACCCAGGAGGCUAUCAUACAAAUAAUGAAGAUGAGAAAGAAAAUUAGUAAUGCUCAGCUGCAGACUGAAUUAGUAGAAAUUUUGAAAAACAUGUUCUUGCCACAAAAGAAAAUGAUAAAAGAGCAAAUAGAAUGGCUAAUAGAGCACAAAUACAUCAGAAGAGAUGAAUCUGAUAUCAACACUUUCAUUUAUAUGGCAUAAUUUUGAACAUCAUGGACAACAUUAAGAACUCAAAUUUUGGAGUGCUUGGGCAGAAAGUUGCAACAGUUUGUGCUGAAGGUUUAUUUGGACUUUGAUUACAUAAAUAUUAAAAUCUCUGCCUUACCUAACAAAACAACUAUAUUUUGCCAACCACAUUAGUUAGCAUGAUGGCAUUCCCUUCAUGUCACACACUCUUUAACAGCAUGCUCUUUUGUGGGAGACACUUGCAUUCAUGAAGAGCCCUUUAUGAACUUUUAAAAGGAAAUUUGACUUAUACCCACCAGAAGAAAUACAGUUGGGAAGGGUGAGGGUGGGAUUCUUACUGCUUUUUUUCUCCUUUUUCCUCUCUUACAAAAAUGUACUUGCACAAGGAAGGAUCUUCAGAUAUUUGUGCACUGAAAAUUACUGUUAUGUGUUGUUUUUAAAAUGCAAUUAAAACUAGAAAUAGCACUCUUGGUUUCUUUUGGUCAAAAGAGUGAGCUGGUCUACACACCAUUGGGAGAGGGCAGAUGUAGGUGAGGAGAUAAGUAUUUAAUAAGUAUCAAAUUAUUUGUUCAAACACUGCUUCAGUAUAAUAACUGGAUUUUAAUGGUGACCUAAGAAUGGUAUUAAAUUUUUCCAACUUACAAAUGCUGGCUUUCUUUAAUCAAGAGACUGCUGUUUUAGUUGUUUGUUUUUUAAUGAUAAGGAGUAUUUUUUAUUUUAUAUGGCUGGAGAGCUUGUUUUGGAAAAGUGAAGCUUAUAUUGUUUCUUCAAUUGUUUGAAACAUGUAUGGAGAUAGGUUGGUCAUUUUGAUUGCAAAGUCAAAAUAGCAAAGUUAAGUGUGUUUUUUCUAAUACACUUAAUAUAUCUAUACCUAAUAUUUGUUCUGCCAUUAUCCAAAUUCAUUAAAAACAAGGCAGAAACCUCCUGCUCUCAUAUAAUGCAGUUAUAUAAUUGAUCCCUUAAUCUGUAGCAUAGAAAUAUGUUGGUAUUUUAGUCUCUUGAUUAGGGAUGUAUAGCCUCAGGUUUCCUGAUAGGAAGACAUUCUGCUUUAAACAAGUAAUAAGUACCAGUUACCUACGAGGAAGAGAGAAA